Molecule: messenger RNA, 2089 nt
Organism: Gordionus sp. m RMFG-2023
Lineage: Eukaryota; Metazoa; Nematomorpha; Gordioida; Chordodea; Parachordodidae
Product: F-box-like/WD repeat-containing protein TBL1Y
Exons: 15
Coding region: 70-1977 (635 amino acids)
Biological process (GO): regulation of transcription by RNA polymerase II
Cellular component (GO): histone deacetylase complex
Molecular function (GO): protein binding; transcription corepressor activity
Source: RefSeq, a predicted model, not a curated record
CGAAAAUCAACUAUAUUCAUAUAAUUUUUAAAAUAUAAACAUGAAUAAAAACUUUCUUCUUAUAAAACAAUGAAUUUGAGGCCCGAAGAACUUAAUUUUUUGGUGUUUAGAUACCUACAAGAAUCAGGAUUUCUUCAUUCUGCUUAUGUCUUUGGUGAAGAAAGUAAGAUAACACGAACAUCUUUUAACGGAAAAAUUAUUCCUACAGGCUCAUUGGUUAAACUUAUAUAUAAAGGGUUAUUAUAUACAGAAGUGGAAAAUAAUAUUAAUGAGGAUGGUACUGAAAAAAAUAGUAUAAUACCAGAACUGACAUUGUUAGAGGCAAUAUCAUUAAAAGUUAUUGCAAAUAAUGCGAAUAUCAACAAUCAAAACACAAAUGUAAAAACUGGAGUUCCAACUACCCAUAUCAAUUUGAACUCAAACCUAAAUGUAUCUGAAAAGUCUAAUAAUAAUAUAAAAACUAGCAAUUACUUUAAUACACACAAUCCUAAUAAUGACAAUGGUGCAGUUGUUGAAGCAAUUGAAACUAAUGCCAAUAAUGAUAAUACACAAAUGGAAGUUGUAUCAACCAAUUGUAUUAUCUCCAAAGCCAAAGAAAAUGAAACAAGUAUUAUCACCUCACUUCCUCUAACACCUACAAUUGAAAAUUCAUCAAACAGUUUAAACCAUCAACCCUUCCAUCUCAAAAUGUCUGCUGGUAGUAAUAUUCCAUUAACCGUAUCUUCCACCAUUUUGUCUCCAAAUAACGUGAUCACCCUGAAAGGCCACUUGUCUGAAGUUUUUAUAUGUGCGUGGAACCCAGUCAGAGACCUAUUAGCAUCUGGUUCUGGGGACUCGACUGCCAGAAUAUGGGACUUGUCGAACUUGAAUAAUUCGAUUCCAACUACCAAUAACCCAGCUAACCUGAGCACCACAUACAAUUUUGACAAACACCUGAUUCUCAGGCAUUGCAUUCAGAGGGGUGGCUCGGAAUUCAUGAGCAAUAAGGACGUCACCUCCCUCGAUUGGAACUCAGAUGGAACCUGCUUGGCCACGGGAUCGUAUGAUGGAUACGCCAGAAUAUGGACUUCCGAUGGGAACUUGAAAAGCACGUUAGGUCAGCACAAGGGUCCCAUCUUUGCCCUCAAAUGGAACAAAAAGGGUAAUUACAUUCUGAGCGCAGGAGUGGAUAAGACUACCAUCAUAUGGGACGCGAGUUCUGGUCACUGCACCCAGCAAUUUUCCUUCCACUCGGCUCCCGCCUUGGAUGUGGACUGGCAAAACGACACCACCUUUGCCUCGUGUUCGACGGACCAAGCCAUUCACGUUUGCGCUCUGGGCUCCGAAUCGCCCAUCAAAACGUUCAAAGGACAUGGGAACGAAGUGAACGCUAUUAAAUGGGAUCCACAAGGAAAGUUAUUAGCAUCUUGUUCGGACGAUAAGACUAUCAAGAUAUGGACUAUGAAGCAUGACGUCCCCCUAUACGAUAUUAAAGCCCACGAAAAAGAGAUUUACACUAUCAAAUGGUCUCCCACGGGACCUUGGACCAGCAAUCCCAAUUCACCGCUCUACCUCGCAAGCGCAUCCUUCGACUCUUGCGUAAAAUUAUGGGAUUUGGACAAGUGCUCAUGUCGUUUGGAUUCGCCAUUGUAUCCAGUUAUAACCCUUCCCGUUCAUACAUUUACCCGCCAUCAGGAGCCCGUUUACACUCUGGCCUUCAGCCCUAGUGGAAAUUUAUUAGCUAGCGGUAGUUUCGAUAAAUUCGUUCUCAUUUGGUGCGUUAAGACUGGUAAUUUGGUUAGCACUUUUCAAGGGACUGGUGGUAUCUUCGAGAUAUGCUGGAAUUUUACGGGGGAUAAGGUCGGUGCCUCAGCGUCUGACGGAACGGUAUUUGUAUUGAAUUUGCGAAAUUUGAAGCAAGCUCAUAAGCAAACUCAGAAGCAAUUUACAUCAAGUUCCGUUUCCUCUAUCCCUAUAGCCGCCGCCUCAACUUUAUGACACUCUUUCCCUUAUAUAUUUUUUUAAAAAAUAACUAAUGAAUAAGGAUAAUAAAUAUUAUAUUCUUCUAUUUCGUUUAAAGUGAGUAUAUUUUGUUUUUUAUAUAAAAAAA